Messenger RNA from Ilex paraguariensis (yerba mate), 229 nucleotides. The record is from the annotation of a GenBank genome assembly. Lineage: Eukaryota; Viridiplantae; Streptophyta; Magnoliopsida; Aquifoliales; Aquifoliaceae.
AUGAAUAGAAGGUCGGCCUUGCAUGCAUGGCUUCCACGUUUGGUACUAAAGAAAGCACGUGUUAAGCUCAUAUUUAGCUUCAUGUCAACAACUCUUUGCUGUCCCUCCGCCGACUACUUUCAAAAACUCAAACUCUCUCCCAGGAACCAGCAAAAAAUCAUCUCUGUCUCUCUUCCAAUAUUCUAUCUUCGGAAAUUUUCAUCUUUGAGCAUGUCUACGGCACCAAGAG